Molecule: messenger RNA, 1431 nt
Organism: Eimeria mitis
Lineage: Eukaryota; Apicomplexa; Conoidasida; Eucoccidiorida; Eimeriidae
Product: DNA repair enzyme, putative
Biological process (GO): mRNA cis splicing, via spliceosome
Cellular component (GO): precatalytic spliceosome
Molecular function (GO): RNA binding
Source: RefSeq, a predicted model, not a curated record
AUGCUUGAUUCUCUUUAUGGCGAUCUGCCUCCCCCCACAAAAGGGGAUGGCGCAGAGAAAGGCGUACCUACUCCGGCCCCUAGUGGGUCGUUGUUGGGGUCUCUGUACGAUGACCCUGAUGAACCAGCUGAAGCUUCCACAACCACAGGCGCGUCAUCUUCCAGUUCCGGUGGUUCUGUUGCAGUCACAGCCGCAGCAGCGGCUGCCGCUACUGCGGCUACCACAGAUACCACCAGCUCCAGCAGCGCCAUGUGGGCCAGCCAGAGGCUGAAGCUCUUAACUCCGGCCGUCGUACGGCGACAGACGUUGGCAAAGGCUGCACCUAAAGCGUCUCCGUCUUUAAACGUCCAAGCUGCUGCAGCGGACGCUGCUCUCGUUUUAGAACGACUCAAGAAGCUGCAUGCUGGUGUUUUAGCAGAGGAACAGAAACCGGAUGCGGCUGCUGCGGCACGCGCAUCAGGGGCAGGUGCGGGUGGGGGGGACGCUGCAGCAGGAACAGCAGAAUCCGCCAAAAGCCAGGCAGACCCUGUUUUCAAUGUGACGUCUGUAACUGUAGGCAGCAGCGCUCCUUUAGAUCCUACGACUUGGGUGCCCGUGGGCCUUUGGCCGCAGGAGUAUGACCCCUCAAAACCGAACGACUACGCUGCGAUUCACAAGGAGAAAAUGAGACAGCAGCAGAGAGAAGAGCUAGAAAGGCUGCGCCAGCAGGAGCUGGAAAAGCAGAAACAAGAGGAGGAGGCUUCUCGAAACGGUACGGACAUAGCAGUAGCCAUUGUGCAGUUUCCACUUGCUGCGCAUGCACGGAGUAUUAAGGCAAGGCGGCCAGCCGCGGUUUUCCUACCUGAUUUGGCGGGCGGCCCUGAGCCUCAGGCGCCUUUGCUGCCAUCAUAUAUUGACCCAAAUAAAAAGACAUUUGCAGCGCGUAUGAUGGAGAAGAUGGGGUGGAAACAGGGAGAGGGAUUGGGUGCCAAUAAACAGGGAAUAACGGCUCCUCUUGUGGCAAGGAAAACGGCUAUGAGGAGCGGUAUUAUCGUGCAGGGUCACGACGUAACGUCGCUCGGUCAAGUGCCUCGGGCGGUGACGUUCAAUAUGGCGCCGACGCGCAUUUUGUUGCUGCUGAACAUGGUGGGUAGGGGUCAGGUGGACGCAGAUCUGAAGGAAGAGACAGAGGAGGAAGCAGCGAAAUUGGGAAACCUGCUCCAAGUUCGCAUAUUUGAGGCUGCAGGGGUGCCAGAUGACUGCGCGGUUCGGAUCUUCUGUGAAUACGAGAGAAAAGAAGAGGCAACGCGAGCCCUGCUCACGUUUAAUGGGCGUGCAUUUGGUGGACGCACUGUUAAAGCAAAAUUCUACAGCGAAGAACGGUUUGCUAGAGACGACUUACGCCCAGACCCGGAGCAGGAAGUGGACCAACACGUUACUGUGACCAUCUGA